AUGGGUUUGUAUGGAAAGGAUUUACCCGAGUCUGUUUGUACUGAAAGGAAAAGAUACAUAGAUUGCCAAAAGGAAAGUGAAGAUAAAUCAAAAAAACAACUUGAAAAUACAAGAAACAAUGUUGAGCAAGAAGAACAGCAAUACAAGGAAACAGAAGAAGAAACUACGAAUACAGAAAAAAAAGAGAGUGAUUCUAAAGAAUUGGGAACUAAUAAAGACGAAGACUGUGAAGAUCUUUUGGAUAUUUCCGUAAUUCUUGACGCAGGUGAAGAUAAUGCUUCGGCGCUAUCUAAUGAAAAAUCCGAUGACAAUGACGAUGAGAAACAAGAAAACGAUGUGGAUGAAAUACAUGCAGAUCAAGAAGAUACUAUAGUUUCAAGUGAUAAAGAUAAAAAUAUGGACUUUGAUGAUGGUAAUACCAAUUCAUCAGAUCAGUAUACAUGUACUGCUGAUAUGGAUGUUUGUGUAAAAAUUUGCCUGAUAACUUUGGUAAACAUGGCAACAAAUAUCAAGUAA
This is a messenger RNA of Diorhabda carinulata, 516 nucleotides long. RefSeq names its product glutamic acid-rich protein-like. NCBI's taxonomy places the organism in Eukaryota, Metazoa, Arthropoda, Insecta, Coleoptera, Chrysomelidae. The record is from RefSeq and is a predicted model, not a curated record. The coding region runs from base 1 to 516 and encodes 171 amino acids. The transcript has 2 exons.